Messenger RNA from Juglans microcarpa x Juglans regia, 2089 nucleotides. Its product is annotated as eukaryotic peptide chain release factor subunit 1-3. Gene Ontology annotation, cellular component: cytosol; translation release factor complex. The record is from RefSeq and is a predicted model, not a curated record. The transcript has 2 exons. Gene Ontology annotation, biological process: cytoplasmic translational termination. Gene Ontology annotation, molecular function: sequence-specific mRNA binding; translation release factor activity, codon specific. NCBI's taxonomy places the organism in Eukaryota, Viridiplantae, Streptophyta, Magnoliopsida, Fagales, Juglandaceae. Bases 331 to 1644 code for a protein of 437 amino acids.
AUAAGCCAGUCUAGCUCAGAUUUAUUUAUUUAUUUAUUUUUUGAAGAUAGCUCAGAUUUAUUGGUUUGGGGAGAAUAAAGCAUUAAUUGGGUCAUAAAGUUUGGAUUGGGCCCCCAAUAUCAUCAGUAAUCUACCCCAAAAAAUAAAAAAUAAAAAUAGAGAGAGAGAUUCGAGAAGAGGAGAGAAGAGAACCCUAGCUCCCAGCAAGAGCAACUAAGCAACUUUGAGAGUGAGAGGGAGAGGGAGAGCUUCCACGGAAGCUGAGACUGCUCUUCUUCCAGUUCGUGGUUACCGUUGAGGCUGGUAUUGCUGUGUCUAUCAUAACAAACAAUGGCAGAUGGUCAUGAAACGGACAAGAAUAUUGAGAUAUGGAAAAUCAAGAAGUUGAUCAAAGCCCUGGAAGCUGCAAGAGGCAAUGGUACCAGCAUGAUAUCUCUUAUAAUGCCUCCACGUGAUCAAAUAUCUCGUGUGACUAAGAUGUUGGGUGAUGAAUUUGGAACUGCUUCAAACAUCAAAAGCAGAGUCAACCGUCAGUCGGUUUUGGCCGCCAUUACUUCUGCUCAACAGAGGCUGAAGCUUUAUAAUAAGGUUCCUCCCAAUGGGCUUGUCCUUUAUACUGGGACAAUUGUUACUGAUGAUGGGAAGGAAAAGAAGGUCACAUUUGACUUCGAGCCUUUCAAGCCUAUAAAUGCAUCACUCUACCUCUGUGAUAAUAAGUUUCACACAGAAGCCCUAAAUGAACUCUUAGAGUCUGAUGACAAGUUUGGUUUUAUUGUCAUGGAUGGAAAUGGCACACUUUUUGGGACAUUGAGUGGAAACACACGAGAGGUUCUUCAUAAAUUCACAGUUGAUCUACCAAAGAAGCAUGGAAGAGGAGGGCAGUCAGCUCUGCGUUUUGCUCGUCUUCGGAUGGAAAAGCGGCACAACUAUGUGAGAAAGACUGCGGAACUUGCCACACAAUUCUUCAUUAAUCCUGCAACAAGUCAGCCUAAUGUUUCUGGGCUAAUACUUGCAGGUUCCGCCGACUUCAAAACUGAGCUGAGUCAGUCAGAUAUGUUUGAUCCUCGAUUGCAGGCGAAGAUAUUGAAUGUGGUUGAUGUUUCUUAUGGAGGCGAAAAUGGUUUCAAUCAAGCUAUUGAGCUUUCAUCAGAAAUCCUGUCAAAUGUGAAGUUUAUACAAGAGAAACGCCUCAUUGGGAAAUAUUUUGACGAGAUCAGCCAGGAUACUGGGAAAUAUGUCUUUGGUGUAGAGGACACAUUGAAAGCUCUAGAAAUGGGUGCUGUAGAAACACUUAUUGUUUGGGAAAAUUUGGACAUUAAUAGGUAUGUCCUGAAACACAGCACCACUGGUGAGAUAAUAAUAAAGCACCUGAACAAGGAACAAGAGGCCGAUCAGAGCAACUUUCGGGAUCCAGCUACCUCUGUGGAUUUGGAAGUUCAGGAGAAGAUGUCCUUACUUGAGUGGUUUGCCAAUGAGUAUAAGCGGUUUGGCUGCACACUUGAAUUUGUUACCAACAAAUCUCAAGAGGGAUCACAAUUUUGCAGAGGGUUUGGUGGGAUCGGGGGUAUACUUCGUUACCAGCUUGAUAUGAGAUCCUUUGAUGAGUUAUCUGAUGAUGGUGAAGUAUACGAGGAUUCGGAUUAAGUGUCGAUCGCCUGUGGUUUACUGCACUCGUUGGAGGAUGUUGUGAAAGUUUGCACCAGGUGCAAUGGUGUCUUUGCUGCUGCAGCUACCUGCGAGACUCGAAAAUACAGUCUGUGAUUUGAUUUCACUGCUUCAGAGUUUAUUUUGCUUCUCUUCCAUUGGAUGUGUAAUGAUAUUAACUUGGUAAUGUUUCCUAAAAACUUUUCCGGUCAAUAUCCUGCCUGGAUCCUCUUCUGCUGUGUUUGAGAACCUUUCCUCUAUUGCGAAAACAGUUUGUGAUUCCUCGAGGUAGAAUUGACAGAGAAGAUUUUAAUCCAGGACCUGGAUGGUUUGUUUUCUAGUUGCUUGAAACUUGCCAUUGUUGUGUGAUGAAAUAAUGUUGAAGAAAUUUGGACCCAUCAAGUACUCUUUUCCAUGGUACUAAAACAAAGUCUUGUUUGAAUUA